AUGUCGUUCUUCAAUCGUCUGGGUAGUCUGUUCGGCCUUUCCAAGCCAGCUCCGCACCCUGGAGCUAUCCUGGCAGCGACCGUCACCAAGGCUGCCUCGUUAGGAUUUGUCCCAGUCGCAAUUCAUUUUGACCUUUUUGGCAUUUUGGUGCGAGGAGGCGCCGCCAGCGCGGAAGACGUAGCCAAAGCUGCCAACGCAGCCCGGUCGCCAAACAAGCCAGAAUUAUGUAUUCAACUCGCAUCUGAUACACUCUACAUCAUGUCUGGAUUGGGACUGGUGGACCGCGUGGACGAGGACCGAUACAAUGCCAAUAUGGUUACCCAACACAUGGUUGAUAUGCCCAGCGCUCAACAUGGCGCAUUACAUUUCACCACCGAGGGGCUGAUGGGAGGCGCAUUCUUGAUGAAGAAGCUUCAAGACACGAACUUUGCCUACCCAUUUGAAGAAAAAGCUGGUCCAAUGCAAUAUGCAUACGAACUCAUGGGCGAUUCGUCACUCUCCAAAUCACACACUUACAGCAUCAUGGAAGCCCAAGGACGAAUGGAAAGCUUCAACGAAUUCAUGGUCGGCAAAUUCCUCAAAUUCGGCACAUUCCCCGAACGCGUCCAAUCCCUUGGAUAUGACCUACGAGCAGCCCUCAGCGCCCCAGGCUCAGUAGCGAUGGUCGACAUCGGAGGGGGACGCGGCGAACUACUCCUAGAAGUCCAAGCGGCAUUCCCGCAUCUAAGCGCCGAGAAUCUUGUGGUGCAAGAGUUCAACGCGGAGAUCGACCACAUCCCGGGGAUUCGCUUGAUGGAGUGGAAUUAUCAGACUAGUCCUGCACAGCCGGUCACUGGUGCGAGGAUCUACUCCCUUCAGCACAUUCUGCAUAACUUGCCGGAUUUGGCCGCCGUGGCGUUACUGCAGAAGCUUUCACGCGCUAUGGCGCCUACGUCAAGGCUGCUGAUUAUUGAAUAUGCGAAGAACAUGACCUAUACAAACCUACACGCGACCAUGAUUUGUCUCUUUGGCGGGCGUGAGCGAAGUUCUUCUGAGUGGCGGCAGCUGGCCCAAGUCGCAGGGCUGAAAGUUACGUUCGAGGCUUAUGUUGCAGGGGCUGUGACGUUCAGAACUAUUUGUAUCGAGUCCCCGCUCGCUACAUUCCUAUGUCUGACCCUGCAGUUCAUCCUAAUUAUGAGUAUUCCACGGCCCCGGGAAGGGGAUGUCAAUAUCGGCACGGCCACGUUCGACGCAUGCUGGGUUCUCACUGCCAUAGUUGGUGUGGCGUUGGGCUUUCGUUUCGUGGUUAAAGCAUGGAUCGGUUUGACCCUACCCCAGGUUUCCAGACCGGAGCGGAUCUGGGGAAUUGAAGAUCUAUUAUUUCUGGUUGCAUAUGGGUUUGACAUCACACACAUGACCAUGAUUCAAAUGAGUGCCCAUUGGGGUCUCGGAAGACACUUUUUCUACCUGUCUGCGGAGGAAAAGUUCCACGCCAUGAAAUGGGAUUUUACCUCCCAACCCAUUGCUGUGUCAUCGGCCAUGGUUUCUCGGACCGGCAUGAUGUGCUUCCUGCUGACCUGCUUUGCGGCGAGUGAUCGUAGGAUCCGGACAUCGAUCAUAGUCUGUGCCGUUGUCCAGAUCGUUGUCAAUUUGAUCACUGUGCUGCAAAUCAUCUUGCAAUGCGGUCCGAGUCCUUAUCGCUCAGUUGAUCGUACUCAGUAUUUUCACUAUAUGUGGACAGAGCUCCCAGCAGAUGGCUCCGUGCAAUGUCAAUCCCCGAUGGUGCAAACCACAGUCGGAUUUGUCCAAGGCGGCUUUAACACCAUUAUCGAUUUCUUCUUGGCCGCUCUGGCUGCGAUGGAGCUGUGGCAGUUCUUCCUGCGAACAUUGCAUCGGGACCCUAAUAUAUCCUUCUGGGCUCAGUUCCGCAAGAUCAACAGGACAACUCGGUCGCGGCGCAUAUGGCAGACACUCACCUUGAGUGGUCCUUUGAUCCUCUCCGGAGCUGCAUCAAUUAUCAAGACCUAUAAACUUAAAUCGUUAGGAGAUCGACAGGAUUUCACUUACAACAUCGUCUCAUUCAUACUCUGGGUGAAGAUUGAAAACUACAGCAUUCUCCUCGCAUCAUGCGCGCCCGUCGCGCGUCUCUUUCUCCGAGCAUUCGUCGACUCUCGCAGUGGCGGCCGACCAGGAUACUGGUCUCGGUCCAAGUCCAAAGAAAACAGCAAUGACACUGAAAUGAAACGUCGCCCGAAAGACCAAUGGAUGGACUCGACGACUGUGACCGGGUGGCAGGAUGAAGAAAGUUCACCGGAUUGGCCGCGGUCAGAGAGUCGUAUAUCUCGGGCACUGCCAGAUCACGUUGAUCCUGGAUGUGUCUCAGUCAAGACGGAAGUUGUCGUACAGGUGGGCAAAAGUCGGCCACGAUCAACAUCAUCAGGUGAUGUACGAUUACUUCCUGGUGGAGAGUAUAUUUGA
Penicillium odoratum is the source of this 2457-nucleotide messenger RNA. RefSeq lists its product as uncharacterized. The transcript is spliced from 11 exons. The coding region runs from base 1 to 2457 and encodes 818 amino acids. Gene Ontology annotation, molecular function: O-methyltransferase activity. Lineage: Eukaryota; Fungi; Ascomycota; Eurotiomycetes; Eurotiales; Aspergillaceae. The record is from RefSeq and is a predicted model, not a curated record.